Dendronephthya gigantea is the source of this 685-nucleotide messenger RNA. RefSeq lists its product as uncharacterized. Lineage: Eukaryota; Metazoa; Cnidaria; Anthozoa; Malacalcyonacea; Nephtheidae. The record is from RefSeq and is a predicted model, not a curated record. The transcript is spliced from 2 exons. Bases 22 to 591 code for a protein of 189 amino acids.
AAUAAACAAUCCUAGCAAAAUAUGGCUACUGCGAUGGAAGUUUUUAAGGAAAGCGAACGCUCUUCGAGCUCGAAUUCAUCUUCACAAGAAAGCGCUAGCGAGGAUGAAAUUCUAGAGCAAUCGUCUCUUAUUGUACCCUAUUCAAACGAACCGCUUGCUAGUAGCGGCGAUGAGUUUGACGAGAGUACAACAGACGACGAGGAUGGCAUUUCUUCCGAGACGCUCGGGAAAAGAUGGAGCAAGGACGUGCCAGUGAACUCAUGGUGUCAAUGUGGACGGUGCAACGAUCGUCACCUCAGUAGCGCAAGGGAAUAUCGUUGCUGUAAGGAAAUCCUUGAGUGUGCAGGGAAGUAUACGUAUGAGGGUAAGGAUGCUGCGUGCAUUGUGGAACAUUGGGAUUAUUUGCCAAUGGUUCACAGAACUGUGUUAAGUAACGUUGGGCAGUUAUUAACCAGGAAAGAUGGCACUAAAUAUAAAAGAAAGAAAAACCAGAGUGAAAACGAGUGGGUACUUUGUAACUAUUAUAAAGUUCAAUGUUCAUAUUUGUAUAUACUAUAUUUUUUGUCCUUAUUUAUAUGUAUAGUGAAUUGAUCAGAAUCGCUUUAUGACAAGACAAGGCAAGGGAUCAAUAUUUCAAACUCACAUGCAAAACAUGUCAAACUUUGAUUGUGAUUGUGCAAAAGAU